Molecule: messenger RNA, 3672 nt
Organism: Cicer arietinum (chickpea)
Lineage: Eukaryota; Viridiplantae; Streptophyta; Magnoliopsida; Fabales; Fabaceae
Source: RefSeq, a predicted model, not a curated record
UGGUUUCUACAUAAGUUUUGUGUUUGUGAAGUUCAAGGAUGGUGUUGAAGAUAUUGAGUUUGUAUACUGCGUAUGCCUGUUUAAGAGGUUAUGACCAUAUGCUACUUUCUUUUUAUAAUCAUGUUGGAAAAAGACACAAGGUGGUAAUCUGGAAUAGACUAGCUAGGCUGUUUAAAAAGGACUGCUACAAUACUAGUUGAAUAGAAAGUAUUUGAUGGUUAGUAAAAUCUACAGUGUGCGGGUGACCAGUCAGAGACGUGGAGCACACUAUGGACAAGGUGUUAAACUCAGUCCCUGGAAGCCCAAUGUAUAAAGUGUAUUCUAUAACAAGGAAGAAGUCAGGGCUGUUAGAAGUUAGUGAGGUAUAUGAGGAGAAAAUAUAGGUGGGACUGUUUUGGGGUUUGGUUGGACAUGUGAUUGGUUUGUAAGUUAGGCAGGGAUGUAUCCCUGGGUAAUUAUGUGAACUUUUAGUUGAUUGAAUAGUGCAUUGCAUCAUAACAGGUCUAUCCAUGUUCUUUCCAUCUCUCUUUAUGGAUCUAAAAUUUUUGGUCUACCUUGUCGGACAGGGUGAUUUGAUUUCACGAACAUACAGUAUCCAUGCCUCUAAAGAUGUCUGACAGAGUUGGUUCUCUCGAAGGUCUUUUGGUUGUGCUGGAAGAUGGCACGAGGGUUGUUCACAUUGCACUUAGAGAGAAGCACUAAUCAUUGUGGGAACUUUUAUGCAUAGGUGUAGAAAAAAAGGUGUAGCAGAGUGGACGAGAGAUCAGGAGGUGGGAUAUCCUUUUUUGUAGUAGAUCAGUUGGGUGGCAAUCUAGAUUUGUAUAGGCUAUCAGUCUGGAAGGUGGAGCUGUCUAUAGUGUAUGGGGUGUUUCAGAUUACAGAGUCCAUUUUCGAAAUUCACAACACUUUGGUUGAAUGGAAAGUUGGAUUAGGUCUCCAGAAUAUUGAGGUCACUACGAUAAGCUAAUUUAACCAACUCCCUGAUAGUAAAGAUGAUAUGAUGUUAUUUAACUUGAAACAAACUUUGGUUGCUUGUUAUGGAUGAACUUUGAUAAUCCCUUUGAAUAAUUUGCGAUUUGAUACAUUUGGGUUGAUUUCGUCAUAAGUGAGUUGUUUGCUUGUUGAACUUUACAUGGGUUAGGAUAUAUGGAGAUGGGUUAAGAUCCUUAAUCCAAGAACACAUGCAUUUGAUGAGUUUAGCUCGGGUGUACUAGGAACAAAGUUUGUUUGAGAGGUGGAUAAGCUUGAAUUCUCUAGUUUGCAAGCUUGGAACAGGCGAUGGAGAAUUUUUUAUCCAUAUUCUUCAAGAAUACAUGCAGUUGAUGAGGUUAGCCCGUGUAAUUGAGUUAAAGAUGUGAAAGCAGUUGAUGGGGUUGGUCCCUGCAGUAGAGGUGAACAAAUGCAUUUUAUGAGGAUAUCUCAUACCGUUGCAGCUUUUCAAAGAGAUGGAUGAGCUUGGUAUUCUCUAGUUCGCAAAAUUGGAGCGGGCAACUUGGGAGUCACAAUCCAUAUUACUAGAGGAGUUUGCGGGGAAACUUGGUCCUAAAGGAAUCAUAGUAGUAUAAUUGUGGGGUUCCGAAUCAUUUAGGAGAAAGUGGUGUAGCAGGUUAGACCUGACUUCCUACGUGUUCAACUCCUCCCUCGAUUUCAUUGUAUAAUAGGGCGUCAAACAUGCCAUCAAGAAUGAUGCAGAAGUAGAGUGAGAAUGACACAAUAGUUUUAGGGAGAAGUCGCAUGGACAUUAUCUCUGAUGUGGGCAAAAUUUCCACCAUUCAUACCAAUGCCCUACAAGCAAUUUAGGCUGCUGAUUCUAAUUUGGUGAGGUCGAUGUAGAGAUGGAGGCCUAUGUGCUCCCUUGGGUGUACUUGACAUUAUAUUGGGAGUUGCUUGGGAAGGUCGUUAUGGAUUGUCAAAACAUGAAUAGAAACUACUCAAUGAGCUUUCUUUGCUUCAUACCUUACUGACUGAGUGGUGUAAAUAGGGAGGGUGGGGAUUUAGUUUUGCAUGCAGAAUUAGAAUUAGUAGAAGAGAAAGGCCAGUGGCUGUCCAAGCAAACAGCAAGAAGAACUUACAAGUUCUUCUUGGGUGAAGGAUGCAUUUCCAAUGGAGGAUAAUAAUGUUAGUGUUGGUGGUGCUAGGCAGAGAAGCAGAAAAGUGGAGCACAAUAUGAAGCAGGUGUGGUUCCUGGGUCCUGGGAUGCCCAAUGUAUGUAAAGUAUAUUUGGAGCAAGAAGUCAGGGUUGUUUGGAGUUUGUGAGUGAGGUGUAUGGGAGGAAUAAAUAUAGGCUGAGCUGCAAUGGGAGGGGGCAGGGGGCAUUCGAUUGGUGGUUGUCAGUUAGUUGGGGAUCUUUCCCCCAUGCUGCUGAGAAAAUACAUAACACCAGUACGGUAUUUUAGGGAUGCUGCUCUUCUGCAUUCUGGAAAUUAUGGUGACAUUGCUAAUGGAACUAUAGUUGAAGACCAACUGAAAAUGGAAAAAAUCACCAUUUAUGUGGAGCAUCCUCGACCCAUUGAACCACCUGCUGAGCCUGCCCCUCCACCACCUCAACCCCUCAAGCUAACCAAACAAGAGCAGAAAAAACUCCGGACCCAAAGGCGCAUUGCUAAGGAGAAAGAGCGACAGGAGAUGAUUAGACAGGGUGUCAUAGAACCGCCAAAACCAAAGGUCAAGAUUAGCAAUUUAAUGAAAGUACUUGGGUCUGAAGCAACUCAAGAUCCCACUAGGCUUGAAAAGGAAGUACGUAAUGCAGCUGCCGAGCGUGAGCAGGCUCACAUAGAUAGGAAUAUUGCACGCAAGCUUACUCCUGCUGAGCUGCGUGAGAAGAAGGAGAGGAAGCUGUUUGAUGAUCCUAAUUCACUGGAUACACUUGUCUCACUUUACAGGAUAAACGACCUCUCUCAUCCAAAGGCCCGCUUUAGAGUCGAUGUUAAUGCUCAAGAGAACCGGUUAACUGGAUGUGCUGUGAUUUGUGAUGGUAUUAGCAUUGUUGUGGUUGAAGGUGGAAUUAAGUCAAUUAAGAGGUAUGGGAAACUUAUGCUUAGACGCAUAAAUUGGAGUGAUGUUUCAAAAGAGAAAGAAGAAAAUGAAGAUUCAGAUGACGAGAAGCCUGCCAAUAAAUGUGUUCUGGUGUGGCAAGGAAGUGUUGCCAAACCGAGCUUCAAUAGGUUCGGUGUUCAUGAUUGCAUCACUGAAGCAGCUGCUCGAAAAGUUUUUGUGGAUGCUGGGGUUCCUCAUUAUUGGGACCUAGCUGUCAACUACGUAGAAGACGAAGCUGUAUAAGUGAUCUUCUAAUGUUUUUGGUCAUCAGUAUUAGCAUGCCUAGUCAGUAUUUUGGUGAGUGAUCAGUUAUACAAUUUGCAUUGAGCAGAGUUUUGAACAAAAUAAGAAUACCAUAGCUGUUGGUGCUCCCUUGUUUCCUGUGGUUAAUGAUGUUUACAAAUUGCUAAAUAUUUGCUACAUCAUUUUGUGGUGUAAACUUUCUUGCUUCCAUUUAGAAAGUGUCCAUUUAAUGUGCGAUAUCACUUGGUUAAAAAUCUUAGGACUUGGGGGUUUUACUGGGAUGUUUCCGACUAUGUAAACUGACUUUCUUUCUCAAUCACAUUAUUGUGUUUUAAUAUACUAGUAUUGUAUUGAUCUUGUUUUAUUGGGAUAAAAGUAUUGAUCUCGCUUCUA